GCCCGCCCCGGGGAGGUCCCCGGCGUCCGCCCGCUGCCGGAAGGGGCGGCCCAGGCCCCGCCAUGCCGCCAGCCCUCACCGGGGGGCGGCUGCUCCUGGGGGCAGCCCCUCGCCGUUACCGGCCCCACGUCGCCGAGCGGCUGCGACUUUUCCAACGGCUCCAAGCGGCCCGGGAGAGGAGGGCUGGGGGUGAUGAUGGUGGGGGGAGCCCCCCAGCGGGGACCCCCAUCCGCAUCGCCCUGCCCGGGGGGCGCUGCCUGCACGGCCGUGCCCUGCAGACCACCCCGCGGCAGGUGGCCGAGCAGUUGGGGUCGGGCCUGGCCGCCUCGGUGCUGGUGGCCCGGGUGAACGGGGCCCUGCGGGACCUGGAGCAGCCCCUGGAGAACGACGCCGACCUGGAGCUGCUCGACUUCUCCGCGCCGGAGGGGCGGGCGGCUUUCUGGCAGUCCAGCGCCUUUGUCUUGGGAGCAGUGCUGGAGCAGUUCUACGGAGCCACGCUCUGCAGCACCGUGGCCACUGAGGAUGGCUUCUUCUGUGAUGCCCACAUGGGGGACAGGACGGUGCAGCGCAGCGAGCUGCCGGCGCUGGAGGACGCCUGCAUGGCCUUUGCCCGUGCCCAGCAUCGCUUCGAGCGCCUGGAGGCCACCCGCGAGCAGCUGGCGGAGCUGUUCAAGCACAACAGCUUCCAGCUGCAGCGGAUCGAGGAGGAGGUGACGUCCCCCACGGCCACUGUCUAUAGGUGCGGCCCACUGCUGCAGCUCUGCCCCGGCCCCCUCCUCGGGCACACGGGGCUGAUCAGGGCCCUCCGUGUCCUGACGAGUUCGGCCGCAUUUUGGGGGGACCCUGCGGAGCGCCGGUCGCUGCAGCGCGUCGCUGCCGUCGCCUUCCCCAGCACCCAGGACCUGGAGGCCUGGCAGCAGGCGCAGGAUGCGGCCGCUCUCCGCGACCACCGCCGCAUCGGCCGGGAGCAGGAGCUCUUCUUCUUCCACAAGCUCAGCCCCGGCAGCUGCUUCUUCCUGCCCCGCGGCGCCCACGUCUACAACGCCCUCGUCGACUUCAUCAGGAGCGAGUACCAGGUGAGGGGCUUCUGCGAGGUGGUGACCCCCAACGUCUUCAGCCCGCGCCUCUGGGAGCUCUCGGGGCACUGGCAGCACUACAGCGCCCACAUGUUCUCCUUCACCGCCGGCACCGAGACCCUCUCGCUCAAACCCAUGAACUGCCCGGCCCACUGCCUGAUGUUCGCUCACCGGCCGCGGUCGUGGCGGGAGCUGCCGCUGCGCUUGGCUGACUUCGGGGUCCUGCACCGCAACGAGCCCCCCGGCUCCCUGACGGGGCUGACGCGGGUGCGGCGCUUCCAGCAGGACGACGCGCACAUCUUCUGCACGCUGGAGCAGCUGGAGGACGAGAUCGGCGGCUGCCUGGACUUCGUGCGUUCAGUCUACGCCGUGCUGGGCUUCUCCUUCCGCCUGGCGCUGGCCACGCGCCCCGACGGCUUCCUGGGGGACGCCGCGACCUGGGACCGCGCAGAGCAGAUCCUGGAGCGAAGCCUCCAGGAUUUUGGGGAGCCCUGGGAGCUGAGUCCGGGUGACGGCGCCUUUUACGGCCCCAAGAUCGAUAUCCGGAUCCAGGAUGCGCUGGGGCGGCAUCACCAGUGCGGCACCAUCCAGCUGGAUUUCCAGAUGCCCGAGAGGUUUGGGCUGGAGUACGCCAGUGCCGCCGGCGGGGCGGUGCGGCCGGUGAUGAUCCACCGCGCGGUGCUGGGCUCGGUCGAGCGCAUGGUGGCCGUGCUGGCCGAGAGCUGCGGGGGCAAAUGGCCGCUCUGGCUCUCCCCGCUGCAGGCGAUGGUGAUCCCGCAGGCGCCCGACACCGAGGGCUAUGCCCGCGAGGUCCACGCCGCGCUGCGUCGGGACGGCGUGGCGGCCGACCUGGACGCCGACGCGGGCUCCACGUUGAGCAGGAAGAUCCGCCGGGCGCAGCUCGCCCAUUACAACUUCCAGCUGGUGGUGGGCCGGCGGGAGCAGGCGCGCGGCACCGUCAACGUCCGCACGCGGGACAACCGGCGGCUGGGGGAGCGCGACCUGCGCCAGGUGCUGCAGCGGCUGCGGGAGCUGCGGGACGCCCGCGUCCCCAACGCCGAGGAGCAGUUCUGACCCCCCCCCCCCCCC
Molecule: messenger RNA, 2165 nt
Organism: Cygnus olor (mute swan)
Lineage: Eukaryota; Metazoa; Chordata; Aves; Anseriformes; Anatidae
Gene: TARS2
Product: threonyl-tRNA synthetase 2, mitochondrial
Exons: 18
Coding region: 63-2150 (695 amino acids)
Biological process (GO): threonyl-tRNA aminoacylation
Cellular component (GO): cytoplasm
Molecular function (GO): threonine-tRNA ligase activity; ATP binding
Source: RefSeq, a predicted model, not a curated record